Molecule: messenger RNA, 1737 nt
Organism: Dendronephthya gigantea
Lineage: Eukaryota; Metazoa; Cnidaria; Anthozoa; Malacalcyonacea; Nephtheidae
Product: UDP-glucuronosyltransferase 2C1-like
Exons: 1
Coding region: 17-1639 (540 amino acids)
Molecular function (GO): UDP-glycosyltransferase activity
Source: RefSeq, a predicted model, not a curated record
CGCGCAGGUUUUUAUUAUGAAUUACAGCUACACUCUAUCUGUCCGUGUACCUUGCCUAAUCUUAAUAUGCGUACAUUUGUUCAUCAUGCAAACACAAUGUGCACAUAUAGUUGGCUUCGCAUCGUUGAACUAUGUCAGUCAUCACAGAAUGUUAUGGAAACUUGGCAAAGAGCUCCAGACAAGGGGCCACAAAUACUCUCACAUUUUACCGAAUUUUGCACAGGAAACCUUCGAUGAUGUUAACGUGGUAAUGUUUAAUUCGUCAGUGACCAACAAGGACAAUAUGGCUCUGUGUUUACGUUACGCGAGCGCAGGAAACUUCGGCAAGGACCUUUCCCGACUGUUUGAAGGUGUGACCACGAUAGCGUCAGAAAUCCAGCGGAUUCAUCGACAGGCUUGUGAGGACUUUUUAAAACACGGAAGCUUGAUUUCAGAACUCAAAUCAUCCGUUGAUUUAGUGCUGUGUGACAAUACAAACCAAUGUUGCCAUAUUCUGGCUGAUAUGUUGAAUGUAAGCCGCGUAGACGUGUCCAUUCUAGGAUUUUUUAAUCUGUUUGGCGUAUACCUAUCUGAUUAUCCUCAGGCAUCAGUAUAUGUGACAUUGGGAGCUUCAAUACACUUGCCAAGCGAGAGUAAAUUUUCAUUUAUGAACCGUCUGAAAGGUUUUGUGACCUGUGUCUGCUUUUGGAAUAUUCUUACCUACUAUAACUCUCGAAUAGAAGAUCUCUGGGAAAAGUACGGCAAAGCGAACUCGAAAUUCCCGAGCUCCACAAUCGCACGCCGAACGCACGGUAUUGAACUCGUCCCACACGAUUUUGCACUCGAACAGUCGCGCCCUCUUGGGGCGAAUAUCAAAGUUAUCGGUGCACUUUUAUCGGAGCCUGCUCGGAGACUUCCGGAGCAUUUGGAUAAGUUUAUGAAUGAAAAUAAGGUCGUUGUAAUAGUUUCAUUUGGCACAAUUUACUCGAACUAUCCACCAGGCCUUGCCCAGACUAUCGCUGAUGAAUUGAGCCAGGUUCGUACUGCUGUUUUAUGGAAAUACUCUGGUGAAAUGCCGAAAAAUAUUGGUAAAAAUAUCAAGAUAAUUCAAUGGUUUUCUAAAAACGAGUUUUCGUUCAACGACUUAUUAGGGCAUUCAUCCACCAAGGUUUUUGUCACCCAUGGUGGGUUGAAUAGCUAUCAGGAAAGUGUGUACCAUGGGGUGCCAAUGGUUGUCAUACCAAUGAUGGCUGACCAAUACCGACAGGCAGACUUGAUACAACAUAAAGGGCUUGGUGUGAUUAUCCAAUGGACGGAUAUAAUCGCCAAUCGCAAAAUAUUGGGAGAUGCUAUCAACGAGGUGUUGAGUAACAAGGUGUAUGUGGAGAAUGUCAAAGGACUCUCAACAAUAAUGAAAGAUAGAAAGCAGAGCCCAAGCCAGGAAGGUGCGGAUUGGAUCGAAUAUGCUUUGCGUCAUGAUGGAGCCUCUUUUCUCACAAGCGAAGCUAUUGAUUUACCACAGUAUAAAUUGCACAUGUUUGAUGUCUUUAUCUUUCUUAUUCUUGUAGUAUGUCUCAUAGUUUAUUUAUUACUACGUUUGUGCUACUGUUUAUUGGGUGCUUGUGCCAAAAGGAUGCAGGUUAAAAAGAAACAAGCCUAAUAUAAUAACUCUAGCAAUUUAUGAGACAAAAAGUGUAAAAAGUCACCUCUAAUGUUGAUUUAAAUAAAUUAUAAGUAGAUGAUAAUUAAAUAAAAAUA